Elgaria multicarinata webbii is the source of this 1634-nucleotide messenger RNA. It is a transcript of the gene CRIPT, whose product is annotated as CXXC repeat containing interactor of PDZ3 domain. The record is from RefSeq and is a predicted model, not a curated record. Gene Ontology annotation, cellular component: dendrite. Gene Ontology annotation, molecular function: PDZ domain binding; microtubule binding. NCBI's taxonomy places the organism in Eukaryota, Metazoa, Chordata, Lepidosauria, Squamata, Anguidae. Gene Ontology annotation, biological process: cytoplasmic microtubule organization. Bases 100 to 405 code for a protein of 101 amino acids. The transcript is spliced from 5 exons.
AGUUGAGAGGAGUUUGUUGUGUUUCUGUGGGGGUUGCAUAACUGAAUUUUGGCCAUACGGCGCCGGUUCGGCUGUUUUGUUUUCGCAGGCUUCGUCGCGAUGGUGUGCGAGAAGUGUGAGAGAAAACUUGGGACUGUAAUUACACCUGAUACAUGGAAAGAUGGUGCAAGAAACACUACAGAAAGUGGUGGGAGAAAACUAAAUGAAAAUAAGGCAUUGACGUCAAAGAAGGCAAGGUUUGAUCCUUAUGGCAAAAACAAAUUUGCAAUAUGCCGAAUUUGUAAAAGUUCAGUUCAUCAGCCAGGCUCUCACUACUGCCAGGGAUGUGCAUACAAAAAGGGUAUCUGCGCUAUGUGUGGGAAGAAAGUCUUGGAUACGAAAAACUACAAGCAAACAUCCGUUUAAUUAUAUACCGUGCCAUUUUUAAUGAACAGCUUUGCGUUUAAGAACAGUUGUUGAACGUUAUCAACAUUGGAAUUAUUACUAAGUUUAAAGACUUCUUCAGAAUUGCAUGGGGAUUUAGUUGCAUUGUGUUAGUUCUGAUUUUAAACCUGGAUAAACAGUCUAACUCAUGCUUCUGUGAAUUUGCAGUAAGAGAGCCCUGGUGUAUUCUGGUAAUUUGAUAUGAUCACAGUCAUUUAGAUUUUUGGUACAUGAAAGAGUGAUCUGCACUUAAUGGUGUAUAUUGGAGAAAUAUUUAAUGUCUAGUUUAUCUAGAUAUAUAAUUAAUUUAAGUAGCACAUUUGUGUUAUCGGUUUCAAAUCUCAACUUGGAGAAAAUUUUAAAAGGCAGCAAAUAUAUUCCAGCUUUUACAGUUACUCUGCAGUAUCAGGAAUUAGAAGUUGCAUUGUGAGUUGCUGCAUCCAUCAGCAGUAGAAGAGCUACUGAUGAAAUAAAACUAGCAUUAAAUGAUUCAUUAUGCAAGUUUACAUGUGAAUGUAUUAAAAAAAAAUGCAUAACUUGUGACCCACCAAGCCAACCACAGCUCACUUGAAGUUCUGUAAGGUUUCUGUGAUCUGCGUAGAACGGCAAAAACAAAAGCUUGUUGAGCAUCUGGCAGAUUGCAAUACAUGGCUACUGCGCUUUAUUCAGCUUGAUGGGUCUCACAUUCCAAGGACCUAAUGUGUAAUAAAUGUGCUGUCACUUAUUACUGCCACUAUUAUUACUUUCCAUCUGUUUAUUUUAUUUUUUUGGACUGAAACGUAAGAUUGAAUUAAAUCUUUUAGCAAAAACGAUCCUUUGCCCUCAUGUGAAAGUGCUGUGGCAUUACUUGAAUAUAGAGGAGAAACUGUACAUAAAAUAUUUCCAUUUGUUGCAUUAAAACAAAGAGUGACUGCCCAUGUUAUUUGGGGUUUUUUAGUGUGUUUUUCUUAUGUAUGCUGUUCUUGCUUCCAAUGUUACAGCAAGCUAACCUUGACCCUUUUGGUGCUCCGUAGCAGCUCCAGGUGCCGUUUGAUUUGCCCCGCUAAAAUUAUUUUUUUUACACUGAUUAUUUUAGUAUUGUUUUAAUUUUUGUGAACUGCCCAAAGAGCUUUGGCUAUUGGGCGGUAUAAAAAUGUAAUAAACAAAUAAAAUAAAUUUGGGGGGAGUCCCCCUGAAUUUUGAAGGACUUCCCACCCCUGCUUUAGAUAAUA